AUGAAUACGACGAGGCCCUCAAUUUCUGAGGGCAAAACCCCCAUGAUCAAAGUCCCCGAAUCUGGCCCGUCUCAUUUCCGAGGGCCUCGCAACAGUGGAAAUUUCGAUCCCUUUUCGCCAGUCAACGAGAAUGGAAGCUUCGAAUUCGAUCGAGUCUUGAAGACAGGGAGAGUCUAUCGCCGAGUCAAACACAAGCAUGUCUUUCGCGCCUCAUGGAAACCAGCCUACCUCGUCCUCCGACCGAACCUCCUUUCCGUAUACAAGGACGAGGAAACCACCCGCCUCCGAGUCUCCAUUUCCCUGUCUGAAGUGACCGCCGUCGCGCCCGUCAAGUCUCCGCGAUCAACCCGGCGCCAUGUUUUCGGUGUCUUUACCCCAUCCACGAAUUACCGCUUCGAAGCCCUGAGCGAACGCGAUGCUGAGGACUGGAUCGAUCGUAUUCGCGCCGAGACCCCAGGUGACGAGGACGAGCAAGCUUUUCUGGCUUUGACCAGGAAGCGCGAACCCCCGGCCAUCCACAAACAGCUCGUUGACGAGACAACCGAUCACUCCGAGUUAGAUCACACUGGUCGCGCCAGCUCUCCCGAACCGCGCCAUCCCCUGUCCCCACGCAGCAAAAACACCCAGAGACUCCCUUACAUCCAAGAUUACUCCGGCAACGAAAUGACUUCAUAUUCAGAGUUCUCCGAUGGCCCUGCGCCAGCACGCAACACUCACCUACGAUCUAUGCCCUCUAUCCAUUCACUGUCCGUCUCAGCUCCUGAGGAUAAACUAGCACGGCCGUCAGCAUCUCUACCCCGAGACACCGCCAAACAAACUGAUCUGGGCAUCCUGCGUGACCCGGAGCGGGUCAUCUGUCAGGGGUACCUGCAGGGGCUGCGCAUCCAGGGGACCGUGCGCCAGUGGAAACGGCUCUGGACUGUGCUUCGGCCAAAGAGUCUAGCCUUCUACAAGGAUGAAGCGGAGUACGCUGCCAUCAAGAUCAUCCCCAUGUCUCAAGUAUUUGAUGCCGCAGAAGUGGACCCUUUGUCGAGGUCAAAGACGUUCUGUAUGCAGAUCAUCGCCGAAGAAAAGACCUAUCGACUUUGCGCUCCAGAUGAAGAGUCCCUCGCGCGCUGGCUGGGAUCACUAAAAAGCAUUCUCGCUGCGCGCAGGAGAUUGGAUCCUGGUCUGGGCACUUCUGUAUAA
This is a messenger RNA of Penicillium mononematosum, 1188 nucleotides long. Its product is annotated as PH domain-containing protein. Lineage: Eukaryota; Fungi; Ascomycota; Eurotiomycetes; Eurotiales; Aspergillaceae. The transcript has a single exon. The coding region runs from base 1 to 1188 and encodes 395 amino acids. The record is from RefSeq and is a predicted model, not a curated record.